This is a messenger RNA of Acaulospora morrowiae, 837 nucleotides long. The record is from the annotation of a GenBank genome assembly. Lineage: Eukaryota; Fungi; Glomeromycota; Glomeromycetes; Diversisporales; Acaulosporaceae.
AUGGUCAAAACUGCAUCAAGUAAAGUUGGUCGUGGCGUCGUAUAUGUUGAUGUUCCUGCUUGCAAUGAUAAUUUGGAUGAAGAAUUUGGCGUAGCAUUUGGGGCUUUGAAAGCUUUUAAGCGUGGUGCUAAAGUGUAUAAAGCAAAACAUGGCAGACCUGCGGUUAUUGUUUAUGAUAACGUUAGCCAGUUGAUUCCAAAACAUCCAGGUAUCCUUGAUACCCUCCAAGAUGAUGCAAAAAAAAGUUCUGAUGACCAUUUAUACAUCGCGGUGUUUGUCAGUAGUGAAGGCGUGGUUCCAAGAAGAGUGGAAUCUCGUAGUUCCUGGUCACGAGCAAAAAACCCACCAAUAGAAAUUGGUGACCUUAACGAGGAAGAAUCAAUAAAAUAUUUGACUGAGAUACAUAAAAUCACCGAAAAAGCGGAAGAAUUAUAUCAAUUGGUCGGUGGUCGCAUUUUAGAGUUGAAAGAUGUUGCAACUGAUUUUUUGUCCGGACAAUCCAUUGAAGAUAUCAGGGAGAAAAUAUUACUUGAACCCCAUAACAAACUUAAUUCAGCAAAAAUACUUGAAGGUCAAAAACAUCAUGAAGCAGGAAAACGUGUAAUUGACGCUUUGCUGAGAUCCAAAGAGAUUAAUAUUGAUGAAUUUAGAAAAUUAUUUGCGAAUGAAGAGGAAUACGGUGAAACCUUAGAAGCUAACAUGUUUGCAUUUCAUCCUUCAAUAAAUACCGUGGGUUUCCAAUCGCAAUCAAUAGAAUAUUACAUUCGGAAAAACUAUGAUGGAUUUGCUGAUCUAGUUAGCCUCAGUUCUAAUUACGCAUCAACCUCCAAAUCAUAA